This is a messenger RNA of Eupeodes corollae, 1483 nucleotides long. It is a transcript of the gene POLDIP2, whose product is annotated as polymerase delta-interacting protein 2. The coding region runs from base 98 to 1225 and encodes 375 amino acids. Gene Ontology annotation, biological process: error-free translesion synthesis. NCBI's taxonomy places the organism in Eukaryota, Metazoa, Arthropoda, Insecta, Diptera, Syrphidae. Gene Ontology annotation, cellular component: nucleus; mitochondrial nucleoid. Gene Ontology annotation, molecular function: DNA binding. The transcript has 5 exons. The record is from RefSeq and is a predicted model, not a curated record.
UUCGCGACUAGCGAAUGUUUGUAGACUUCUAAAACAAAAAUAAAUCCUAUAUAUAUUUUUUUCAAAUAUAAAAAUUAAACAAAAUACAUUUUUAUUCAUGGGUCUACUAAUAAAAUCAGCUGCAAUCGGUCGUAUUGCAUAUUGUGAUAUAUUUAUUCGAACAAUAUCAACACGACACGCACAAUUGACAAAAUUAGCUGAAGUCGGAAGACUUGAGAAUCCAAAAUUAGAAGGCCAAUAUUUAACUGGCCAAUUAUUUUUACAUCGAAUCUUUGGUUAUCGUGGAGUUGUUCUAUUCCCAUGGCUUGCCAGAGUAUACGAUCGUGAUUUGCAUGCACCAGGUAAGGUGCAACAAGAUGAUGGUAGUAGCAGUAUAAAUAAACAAGAAAAGGCUGACGAAAAGAAGGACACCUCCUCAUCGACCACAUCGUCGUCGUCGACGGAAACGAAUGAAAAUGCUACAAAAGAACUCAAGGGCAAAGUGAAUACAUUCUAUCAAGUUCUAAUUGAUUCGAGAGAUUGUCCAUUUAUUAGAGCUCAAACAGAAGCUGUAACGUUUCUUGGUAAUCAGGAUUCAAAUCGAAGUCUCUAUGCAAUCCCAGGCUUGGAUUAUGUAUCACAUGAUGAUAUUAUGCCAUAUUCAUCCACGGAAAAGAAUCCAUUACAUCAUGAGCUGUUUGAUAAGUUCUUAGCCAAAGUUGAAGGCAGUGAUCCAGCUUUUGAGGCUCGAGAUACUCUCAAAGCUUGGCAAGAAAAGAACUAUCCAUGGCUGGAGCUGUCCGAUGUGCAUAAAGAGACUACUGAAAAUAUUCGAGUGACCGUGAUUCCGUUCUAUAUGGGAUGCCGGGAAACACCAGCUUCAUCAGUUUAUUGGUGGCGCUACUGCAUCCGCUUGGAAAAUUUAGGUGAACUAAGCGUUCAACUUCGUGAAAGGCAUUGGAGGAUAUUUUCCUUAUCGGGUACCCUAGAAACAGUCAGAGGACGAGGCGUUGUCGGCCAAGAACCUAUUCUAAGUCGUAAAUUACCAGCUUUUCAAUACAGUAGUCACGUAAGCCUUCAAGCUCCAAGUGGUCAUAUGUGGGGAACUUUCCGUCUAGAGCGUGAGGAUGGACAUUCUUUCGAUUGCAAAAUUCCACCAUUUUCUUUAGAAAGCAAACCCGAAGAGAAUCCUCCAAAAUCUUCAGCAAGCUCAAUAAAACCUGAAACCCCCGAUAGUACUGCGUAAAACGAAGAAGUAAAACUAUUUAACUGUUAAAAACACUCCGAUGUUUGAAAUAGGUAUUAUUGAAUUAAUAUAUUUUUAUUUCGAUCCUGUCCAUUUUAGUCUUCUAAGGCUUCGAGUGCUUAGUCACUUGGUCGCCGGUCUUUCUCUUUGUUUUAGUCAAAAGAUUAGAUUUUAUCAAAGGACACUUAAAAUUUAAUUUUGUUCCAUGCCAAUUUGUAGUCUAAAAAAAAUAAACAAAAUUAUUGUUCAACAUACGUA